This is a messenger RNA of Phalaenopsis equestris, 1377 nucleotides long. RefSeq names its product nitronate monooxygenase. Gene Ontology annotation, molecular function: nitronate monooxygenase activity. The record is from RefSeq and is a predicted model, not a curated record. The transcript has 6 exons. Bases 126 to 1124 code for a protein of 332 amino acids. NCBI's taxonomy places the organism in Eukaryota, Viridiplantae, Streptophyta, Magnoliopsida, Asparagales, Orchidaceae.
AAAGGGCGGCGCCGCCAUGUCCAUGACGUCGGCAGUUACGUGCAACCGCUGCCGGCAAGCUACCCUAUCACUAUUAACCUUCAUCGAUCGAACGGUUCGCUGUCCAUCCUCAGCUCAGUCCGGCAAUGGGUUGGAGAGGGAUUCUAGGAUUCGAGUAUGGAAUCAUCCAGGGCCCUCUUGGCCCCGACAUUUCGGGCCCCGAACUCGUUUCUUCCGUAGCCAACGCUGGCGCCAUUGGUACUCUUCGAGUUCCCGACUGGGAGGCGCCCGAUUAUGUUAGGGAUCUGAUUCGUAAAACAAGAACAUUGACAGACAGACCAUUUGGAAUAGGUGUCGUUCUGGCAUUCCCCCACAUGGAAAAUAUCAAGGUUAUAUUAGAGGAGAAGGUUGCCGUGUUGGUGGUGUCUUGGGGUGAGUACCCUAGGGAACUUGUUUCUGAGGCUCAUAAUGCAGGGGUCAAGGUCAUUCACCAAGUUGGCUGUGUAGAGGAUGCACGCAAAGCUAUUGAUGCUGGUGUAGAUGCCGUUAUUGUUCAAAGUCGUGACGCAGGGGGACAUGUUCUUGGCCAGGAGGGAUUAAUUUCACUUAUACCGAGAAUAACCGACUUGGCAGCCAAUCGGAAUAUCCAAGUCAUUGCUGCAGGGGGUGUAGUAGAUGCUCGUGGUUAUGUUGCAGCACUUGCCCUUGGAGCUCAUGGUGUUUGUCUUGGAACUAGGUUUGUUGCCACAAUUGAAAGCUUUGCUCAUACUUUGUACAAAAAAAAACUUGUUGAGUAUGAGAAAACCGAGUACACUAAUGUAUUUGGACGUUCAAGGUGGCCCAAUGCGCCUCACCGUGUAUUAGAGACACCUUUUUUCAAUGAGUGUAGGCAUCUACCUGAUAACGAGAAUGAGGAGAACCAGCCAAUUAUAGGCCAUUCUACAAUCCACGGGAAGCUGAAAGAAAUACGACUUCUUGCCGGCACUGUUCCGAAUGCGACCACAACUGGGGACAUAGAAAGCAUGGUAAUGUAUGCUGGUGCUGGAGUGAUGCUUAUUAAGGAGAUUCUUCCAGCUGCUGAGGUGAUUCAGAGGCUUGUUCUAGAAGCACAACAGCUUAUCGCAAACAUUUCUCUUGGUAACUGAUUGACAACUUAUUUGAGUUUUUUACUUGUGAUACUUUUCUCUCCUUUAAUAACGCCAUUUUAGGCUUGAAUAAUUGAGCUUAGUUUGGAUAUUGCAUUCUUUGAUUCUCCUGAGAAUUAAUUAAGGCUCAAAAGUUCAUUUGUAAACACUUCCUGUGAAAUUUACGUUAUUAAUGUGGCUCUCUGUUGAAUGAACAUAUUAAUGGAAGUUGGAACGUCACUAGCAUGUUCUAAUUGAGCAGCUAAAAUGAUUA